UCCACAUCCACAUCCACAUCCCCAUCCCCAUCCCCAUCCACCUCAACUUACCUUUUUUCUCUUCAUGCCCUUUUUCUCCUCAAACACUUCAUUCUGAAGUGGCACAACCGUUCACCCAACUUCUCACUUCCUCACCCUUUUUUCCACUCUAUCCUUACCGUUUAACGUGCCAAGUGACUGUGUCAAUUAUUAAAACUGUGCAAAAUAUUCAUCUGUGACUGGAUCUGUGCAAUUGGAUAAUUUCAUUCUUAUUAUAUUUUCUUUAUUAUUCUUCAUUAAUUUAUUAAAUAUUCAGUUCAAUUGAAUUCAAUAUAAAUUUGUGGUGGGAAAAGUGGGCAGAAGGAUGGCAACGAUGGCCCUGUGGUAUAUUCUCCUGACCUGCCUAAUGAUUUUUAUAUUGUGGAAGAAAGGAAUGGUUGUCCAAUGGUUCUUCCCAGAAAUUGAGGAGAGAAAAAAACCAAGUCUCAAGGGACCACGGAGUUUACCUGUUAUCGGUAGUCUCCACCUUCUUGGUGGUCCAGGAGGUCCAUUCGAGGCAUUCACCAGGCUUGCCAAGGAGUACGGUGAUAUUUACGAGAUUCAACUUGGUGUAGCCAAGUGCGUAGUUGUCAGCAGCUACAGUCUCCUCAGAGAAGUACUCAUCACCAAGGGAAAUGAUUUUGGAGGAAGACCCGAUUUCUUAAGAUUCCACGCACUCUUCGGUGGUGACAGGAAUCAUUCUCUUGCGUUGUGCGACUGGUCAGAAGUUCAGCGGACGAGGCGUUCUCUUGCCAGGAGCUUUUGUUCACCCCGUGGUGGGAGCUUUCAGCUAGAGGAAUUGUCAAGGAUUGCUGCACUUGAGGCAUCAGAUUUACUUUCGACAUUGAAUCAACCAGAGGCCGAGGGUGUUUUACGGGGAGAGAAGCCAUUGAAACCACUUCUUCUGACUUCCGUAGCCAAUAUGUUCACUAGGUACAUGUGUUCCACCCGAUUCGAUAAUAAAGACGAGGAAUUCCGUCGUAUUGUUGGCUCCUUCGAUGAAAUUUUUUGGGACAUCAAUCAGGGCUAUGCUCUCGAUUUCCUCCCCUGGCUCAAGCCCUUCUAUUCACAGGUUCUCAAUCGACUCGGUGGUUAUGCUUCGACAAUCAGAGGCUUUAUCCUUCGAAGAAUUAUCAAUCACCGUCGUGCGACCCUUGACACCGUCAACGGCAUCCCGAGGGACUUUACCGAUGCUCUGCUACUCCACCUAGAGAGCCCAAAGACCGAUCUCUCCUGGGAUCAUAUUCUCUUUGAGCUCGAGGACUUUUUGGGCGGCCACUCAGCCAUUGGAAAUUUAGUAAUGAUGAUUCUGGCGCAAACAACAGUACAACCUCAGGUGCAGAAAAAAAUUCAAAUAGAAUGCGACGCGAUACUUGCUAAAUCAGGGGAUCCACAAGGUCUUGUCUCUAUGGACGACCGACAGGACAUGCCAUACACCGAUGCCGUUAUCUGGGAGACCCUGAGGAUGUCGAGUUCUCCAAUAGUGCCGCACGUUGCCACUGUAGACACUCACAUUGCUGAUUAUCCAGUGAGCAAGGACACUGUGGUAUUUAUCAACAACUUUGAAAUGAAUCUUGGUGAGGCCUACUGGGGCCCCGACUCUCGUCAAUUCAAGCCCGAGAGAUUUAUCAAAAUGAUUAAUAAUAAACCUCGAGUCACACGACCUGAACACUUCGUUCCAUUUUCAACGGGCAAGAGAACCUGCGUCGGCCAGAAACUCGUCCAAGGAUUUGCAUUUGUCAUUGUCACUGCACUUCUCUCGCGCUUUGAUAUUCAUGCUGUCGAGGAUUUGAAAAGCAAACUCAUACCAGGAUGCGUUGCUGUACCACCAAAUGCAUUUCACUUGGCAUUGACACCCAGACAAUCCACUGCACCGUAAUUUAUAAUUUUUAUUCUUAUUAUUAUUAUUAUUUUAUUAUUAUUUUGCCCCAUUGUCAUUAUUACUUUGUGUCGAUACUCUCAAUCGAGCUCUUAAUCGAACGAGGGAGCGGAUCGGACAAAUUAAUGGAGAAUAAGAAGGAAAUUAAAAGUCUGACGUAAUUUUGAGAGUUAUAGUAGAAUUUUAUAUUGUUUGUUUAUUCAUUGUUAAGUAAGAUCAUUCGCUGAAUACAAAAAAAAAUGGUUGCAAUUAAUUGUAUGCGAUCAGUAAGACUGAAUUUUGUACACCUCGUCAAUUGUGUCGGGUUCUAUAUUAUUAUUGAUUUAUUCAUAUUGUUUUAAUGAUUUUAUGUGGAAUGAAAGAAUAAUAGCGAUUCACGUAGAAAUAGGGAGAGAUAGAGAGAUUUAGUAAAAUUAGCGCUUGUGAAGGAUGGAUAUAUAUAUCAGCCAUUAUCGUUAAAUUUUCGCUUCUGAAUCCAACUAUUUUCCUUUAAAUUUUAAGAUGUAAACAUUCUAUUUUCAUAGAAAUAAAAAGGAAAAAAAUAUUGCUUUACUGCAUUU
Fopius arisanus is the source of this 2457-nucleotide messenger RNA. It is a transcript of the gene spo, whose product is annotated as spook. The record is from RefSeq and is a predicted model, not a curated record. The transcript has 2 exons. The coding region runs from base 344 to 1897 and encodes 517 amino acids. NCBI's taxonomy places the organism in Eukaryota, Metazoa, Arthropoda, Insecta, Hymenoptera, Braconidae. Gene Ontology annotation, molecular function: iron ion binding; heme binding; monooxygenase activity.